Cololabis saira (Pacific saury) is the source of this 3467-nucleotide messenger RNA. It is a transcript of the gene dhtkd1, whose product is annotated as dehydrogenase E1 and transketolase domain containing 1. The transcript is spliced from 17 exons. The coding region runs from base 86 to 2854 and encodes 922 amino acids. Gene Ontology annotation, biological process: tricarboxylic acid cycle. The record is from RefSeq and is a predicted model, not a curated record. NCBI's taxonomy places the organism in Eukaryota, Metazoa, Chordata, Actinopteri, Beloniformes, Belonidae. Gene Ontology annotation, molecular function: thiamine pyrophosphate binding; oxoglutarate dehydrogenase (succinyl-transferring) activity.
CUCCUCCAGUAUGGCCGGCGUCCUGUAGGCUGGCGAGUCCCUGCCGGGUCCAUGUGAGAUUAAAGCUGUAUUACUUAAAAACACCAUGUCGGCCUUGCUUUUCCUGAAGACGUCUCGGAGCAGACUCCCGGCCAGCGUGGUCCGGCAGGUCGUGGGCUGCUCCUACCACACGGAGAGAGGGGUUUACGGGUACCGACCCAAGCAGACCGGCCCCGGCCACCAGCUGCAGAGAGACCGGAUCUCUGCCCUGAACCAAGAUCAUGGUCUUGCUCGUCUGGUGGAGGCAUAUAGAGCACAUGGACACAAGGCUGCUAAAAUUAACCCUUUACUGCCCCAGAGGCCCGUGGUUGACAGUGUGCCUGAGAUAAACAUGCUGGCUGACACCAUGAGAGGCAACUUCAACACCUCAGGCCUGCGGCACUUCGGAAAGGCCCAGGCACCGGUGGAGGAGGUGCAGGCCUACCUGGAGGAAACCUACUGCGGUCACGUGUCGGUGGAGACCAGCCAGCUGAGCAGUCUGGAGGAGAGAGAGUGGUUCUCCGACCGCUUCGAGGAGCUCAAGAGGGAGAGCUUUUCUCCGGAGAAGAAGAAGCAGCUGGCCAAGGUCAUGUUGGAGUCUCAGGAAUUUGACCACUUUCUUGCCACCAAGUUUGCUACGGUAAAGCGUUAUGGAGGAGAAGGUGCAGAGAGCAUGAUGGGCUUCUUCUACGAGCUUUUCCACCAGUCGGCCCACAGCGGAGUCACCGACGUGGUCAUCGGCAUGCCCCACCGAGGCCGCCUCAACCUCCUGACGGGCCUGCUGAAGUGUCCCCCGGAGCUCAUGUUCCGUAAGAUGCGCGGCCUCAGCGAGUUCCCUGAAACGUCUCCGGCCACCGGGGACGUCCUCUCCCACCUCACCUCCUCGGUGGAGUUGGAUUUCGGAGCAGAGCGGCCUCUUCACGUCACCAUGCUGCCUAACCCGUCUCACCUGGAGGCCAUUAACCCCGUGGCUCAGGGUAAAGCCAGAGCCCGACAGCAGCUCAGGAAGGAGGGGGACUAUUCCCCGGAGGAGAACGCCCAGCCGGGCGACCAAGUCGUCUGCCUGCAGAUCCACGGUGACGGCUCGUUCACCGGUCAGGGGAUCGUCCCAGAGACCUUGACUCUGUCCAACCUUCCUCACUACAGGGUUGGCGGGAGCAUCCACCUCAUUGUGAACAACCAAGUGGGUUACACCACUCCCUCGGAGAGAGGGAGAUCCUCCCUGUACUGCAGCGACGUCGGUAAGAUGGUGAACUGCGCCGUGAUCCACGUGAACGGUGACGAUGCGGAGGAUGUGCUGCGGGCCGCUCAGCUGGCCGUGGACUACCAGCGCCAUUUCAGGAAGGACGUGAUCGUGGACCUGAUCUGCUACCGUCAGUGGGGCCACAACGAGAUGGACGAGCCGUUCUUCACCAACCCGGCCAUGUACAAGAUCAUCAGGUCCCGUAAGAGCGUCCCCGACUCCUACUCAGACCAGCUGAUCUCCGACGGCCUGAUGACCGAGGCCGAGCGGGCCGACAUCAAGACCGGCUACUACGGCGCGCUCAACGACAAGCUGUCCAACAUGACGCUGUACAGCCCCCCCCCCACCAACCUGCAGGGCCGCUGGGGCGACCUGGCGGAGCCGCAGGCCCGGGUCAGCACCUGGGACACCGGCGUCCCCGUCCCGCUGCUGCAGUUCAUCGGAGCCAAGUCGGUGGACGUCCCCGAGGACGUGCAGCUGCACAGCCACCUGGGGAAGACUCACGUACAGGCCCGUUUGCAAAAAUUGCAAGAGGGAACCAAACUGGACUGGUCGACCGCAGAAGCCCUGGCCUUCGGCUCCCUCCUCUCCCAAGGCUUUAACAUCCGCAUCAGCGGACAGGACGUUGGGCGAGGCACCUUCAGCCAGCGACAUGCCAUGGUUGUGUGUCAGGAGACCAACGACAUGUGCAUCCCCCUCAACCACAUCAGCCCCCAGCAGACAGGUUUCAUGGAGGUGUGCAACAGCCCGCUGUCGGAGGAGGCGGUGUUGGGAUUUGAAUACGGCAUGAGCAUCGCACAGCCCAAGCUUCUACCCAUCUGGGAGGCCCAGUUUGGAGAUUUCUUCAACGGCGCGCAGAUCAUCUUUGACACCUUCCUCUCUGGAGGUGAGGCCAAGUGGCUGCUACAGUGCGGGAUGGUGAUCCUGCUGCCUCACGGCUACGACGGAGCCGGGCCCGAGCAUUCCUCCUGCCGCAUGGAGCGCUUCCUCCAGAUGUGUGACAGUAAAGAGGAGGGAGUGGACGGCGACAACGUGAACAUGUGCGUGGCCAACCCCACCACCCCCGCUCAGUACUUCCACCUGCUGAGGAGACAGAUGAUCCGAAACUUCCGCAAACCUCUCAUCGUGGUCGGACCCAAGAUGCUGCUCAGGUUUUCCGGCGCGGUGUCCAGUCUGACGGAGCUGGCUCCAGGAACCAGCUUCAGACCGGUGCUGGGAGACACUUCUGUCGCAGCUAAAAGCGUCCAGAGGGUGGUGCUGUGCUCGGGGAAGCACUACUACGCCCUGCUGAAGCAGAGGGAGGCGGCGGCCAACCAGAGCACGGCGCUCGUCCGUGUGGAGGAGCUGUGUCCCUUCCCCCUGGACGCUCUGCAGCAGGAGCUCAAAAAAUACCCCGAUGCCAAAGAGUUCGUCUGGAGUCAGGAGGAGCCUCAGAACAUGGGCCCCUGGUCCUUCGUGGCCCCGAGGUUCGAGAAGCAGCUGGGCUGCAAGCUGCGGUUAGUGAGCCGGCCCGCCUUGCCCGCCCCCGCCGUCGGGAUCGGGACCCUCCAUCAGCAGCAGCAAGAGGCCAUCCUGUCUGCUACUUUCUCCUGAGACUGAAGGAAAAACGGGGAGGUUAACCAGGACAUGAGCACCGUUGCUGCAUCAUGUCUGCCUGCUGCUGAGGCUGCUGUGACAACGGCACGCCGGACAUUUCAGGACGUGAAUGUGUGGUUCUCAAUCAGACAUGCAGCUUAGUCAUAGAGAAGAGUGUUAAUUUUAUCAGAAGACUUGAAGUUACAUGUUUUAAUUGUAGUGUUUGUGUGUUUUUUGAAAGGAAGGUCUGAGUUCCUGUCUGCUCAUUUCUAUCUGUGUCGCCUGUUUUUGACGUUAGAGGCGCCGUGAUCGAGGCCUUAGAGUGGAUGUUUACACCGGACAACUCACAGAACAAGCCACUGGGAUACGUGAAACUGUGGUUUCACGCUCUGCAUCUCAGGAAUCAGAGGGAUUCAGUCUCUUCAUGCACUAUUGGAAGAAAGAAAUUAUAAGAAACUGUCAAAUAUCUCGGGUCAUUUACCGAGAAACGUGUCCCGGUGAAACGUCUGCACGAACAAGUCAUCCGUAUUAUUUAAUCACAGUUCAAACUGAGAUGGGAAUUCAAAAUAAUAGCAUUACAGGAGAAUAGUGUAAAUACAACAAUGUUUUCCAAUAAACUGAUUUUGAUGUU